Heteronotia binoei (common prickly gecko) is the source of this 2734-nucleotide messenger RNA. It is a transcript of the gene NCDN, whose product is annotated as neurochondrin. The record is from RefSeq and is a predicted model, not a curated record. The transcript is spliced from 7 exons. NCBI's taxonomy places the organism in Eukaryota, Metazoa, Chordata, Lepidosauria, Squamata, Gekkonidae. Gene Ontology annotation, cellular component: dendrite. Gene Ontology annotation, biological process: neuron projection development; regulation of neuronal synaptic plasticity. Bases 462 to 2627 code for a protein of 721 amino acids.
AACCCGCCUCUUCCGGAAGCGGAAGGACGCCAUGCAUCAUUGCUACGGCGAAGCUCGAGAUAAUAAAAAGCACGAGGGUUUUGUCGUCAGUUCCUAUGUCAGGCUGCCGCGGCGUUGACUAGAGGAAGGUCUCGCAAGAGAGAUACUAGGCGAUAGUGAGACCUCCCCAACUCUGGGUGUCGGGAGUGGUUUCGCCUGUGGGUCACGCUGGCGGGAUAAAACCGCUGUUCCGAAUUAAGGGGGUGGGGCAGUUGCCCUCACAUGGCAUGUCGGCGAGGGUUUCCAGAACGGGGUUGGGGAAGCGCAACGUCGUCCUUUCGAAUAGAAAGGAGAGGAGAUUGCCCUCACUCAACAUGGCGAGGGCGUCCGAAGCAAGCUUUCCCGGUUGCAUGCUCCAGCGAAGCGCGCGUUGAUUGGCUUAGAAAGCAACCGCGAGCUGGUGAAGUUAGGGAACGCACGACAUGGCAGAAGAUAGAGCGAAUGUCAUGGCUUCAGAUAUAGGCACCACCCCUGAUGACAAUGAAACCAGCAAGAACCCCACACUGGAGAGAUGCCUCAAUGUGCUGAGAGAUGCAAGAAAUGAUAGUGAACAGUUUGCUGCUCUACUUCUGGUAACCAAAGUGGCUAAAGCUGGAGACAUAGACUCUAAAACCCGUCGGAGAAUCUUCGAUGCAGUCGGUUUCAUGUUCCCAAAUCGGCUUCUGGCUUCCAAGGAUCCCCCCGAGGGCUGUCCGGGGCACAUGUUCCAAGCCCUUGGCCUUACCCUGGUGGCCUGUUUCUGCACCGAUCCUGAUUUAGCUGAGCACCCUCAGGUCCUUAACAAGAUUCCAACUUUCAGCGAUGUGAUUUCAGCUUGUGAUCCUGGUGACGCGUCUUGUGGCUCCAUGAUCGAUGAGGCUUACCAGUGUCUUGGUGCUAUUCUGGCCACUCCCAAGGGACCCAGAGAGCUGGUGAACAGGGGAGCCCUAGUAGCAUUGUGUCAGGCCUAUGUGAGCCACAACUAUGGCUAUGAUCAGGCCCUUCGUCUGCUGGUGGGGCUUCUGACAGCAGCAGAAGCAAAAUGUUGGCAGAGAGCUCCUUCUGCCCUCAUGGGUGUACUUGACACACUCAGUGCAGAGUUCCAGAAGGCUGAAGACAUGACAAAAUUCCAGCUGUGUGAAGCCCUGCGCCAUUUUAUGCCUCCUCUUCUCCCACCAGGCUCCGAGUGCCUGCAGUCUCUCUACCAAGGUCUAUCAAGCAUCCUCUCCAGCAAGCUGAGUGCCUCCCAGAGGGAACCGGCCUUGAAACUGGCAGCCUGCCUGACGCAAGCCUGUGGCUCAGAGUGGAUACCCACAGGGAGGUCUGGCAGCAAGUUCUUUGCCUUGCUGGCCAACCUGGCAUGUGUGGAAGUUCGUCUGUCUCUGGAAGUGCUUGACCUGGCAGAGGUAGAUAAGAAGCAGGAGCUGGUGGCAGCUUGCUACAUCCUGAUGGAGCAUGCCAUCCUGGAGUGCACAAAAGAGGAGGGGUCUCUGCUGCGGGAGGUGCAAAAAGUGCAGCUGGUGGGGAUCCUGGCAGAAGCCUUUGCAGCUGUGGUUUACUACCUCAGGCAGGCAAGGUCGGAGAAGCUAGGAGAUCCUUUCAUCUUUGCUUCCGUUCGAGUCUUGGGAGCCUGGCUGGCAGAAGAGACUUCUUCCCUGAAGCAGGAGAUUUGUGACCUCCUUCCUUUUCUCCUGCAUUAUGCCAAGUUGCAGUUUGAGGUGGGGAAGAAAGGUGGAAGUAGCUUACAGAAGACUGGAUGCAGUGAUGGCAGCCAGAAACCCAUUUGGCAUGGGGAUGCUCUAAGAUUUCUGUUGCCUGGCUUAAGCCACUUAACAGCAGAGGAUCGACCUCGUGCAAUCCUCAUUUCAGCAGGUGCACCAGCUCUCCUUUGCCAGUAUUUCUCACACCAGUGGGAGGUGUUCAUUUCAGAUUUGGAAGCCCCAUUUGCAUUCGAUGCUGUAGAAUCCACUCUGCAAACCACUUGUGCGAUCUUUCUGAAUUUUGUUGUGGCCGUUCCAGAGUUGAUCAGUCAUGAAGAUUGUUUCACAGCAUUGAUGGACAUGGUGAUGAAGUUUCUUCCUUCUUUGCGGCCGCAGAAAGAACACCUCGGCCUCGUGGCUGGCCUAACGACACUGGGGCUCAUGAUGGCCAGGAAGCUGUCUGCUCACCCAGGUCUCCAGAGGACUCCAGAAGCCAAGAGAUUCUUCUCCACCACCAUUACUUUCCUGGCAGAAGCGCAUGUGGCCCAACCCGACCCUGGUGGUGACAGCAUGAUCCUCCAACUUGCACCAGCCUAUGAGGCAGCAUGGCCAGCUGUCUGUGAACUGUGGCUGCUGGGGAUGCAGGCCUUUGCCAGCUGUGUGCCACUUUUCCUGUGGCUGCCAGAGGUUGUCCUCUUCUCUGAUUGGCUCCAGAAUCUUUUGGAAUUGCUGAGCCAUGUGGCCCCAACAUCUGUGGACUUGGAGCUGGUCACUGCUUUCCAAGGUGUCUUAGUGGAGCUGGCCAGAACCAGCCGCCCAUGUCGAGAGGUGAUUCAGCAGCACCAAGGUGCUGAACUAGCUAAUCUGUAUGGUAUGGCAGCUUUAGAGCAAUGUCUAAGUCAACAGUGAGGAUAUACAGGACAAUCGUUUAAAAUAUAUCUAUCUGUCUCAAUCUGAUUGGUAUGGUCAUGAGAUAUGCCGUGUAUUAUAAUUGAAUAAAAUACCAAAAAAGCCAA